UCCUGGGACUUCCUCGAAGCGUUGACUCAAUCCAAUGCCGCCGCAUCUCCUCCGCUCCUUUCUUCAAGGGCACCCGACAGCAGCAACGUUGUGAUAGGUUUCUUGGACACCGGGAUAUGGCCCGAGUCCGAGAGCUUUCGACAAAACCUGACGAGCAUCCCACGUGGCUGGAAGGGUACCUGCGUCACGGCAAGAGACUUCAACAAAACCGCCUGCAAUGGCACGAAAAUCAUAGGCGCCAAGUACUACAUCAGCCACAGCCCAAGAGACCGAGACGGACACGGGAGCCACGUGGCGUCAACGGCGGCGGGAGUGGCGGUGGACAAGGCUUCGUUCUACGACGGCCUCGCUGCGGGCACCGCCAGGGGAGGGUCGGAGUCCGCCAAGAUUGCCAUGUACAAAGUGUGCGAGAAUAGGAACUGCCCGAAAACGGCCAUCCUCAAAGCAUUCGAUGACGCCAUCGCCGACGGCGUCCACGUCAUUUCCGUCUCGCUCGGCGAUCCCCAUCCCGACUUUCUCAGCGACCCGGUCGCCAUCGGAGCCUUUCACGCCGUCGAGCACGGGAUCACGGUCGUUUGUGCUGCCGGAAACAGCGGGCCCCGGCCGUCCACGAUCUUAAACGAUGCGCCGUGGGUCGUGACCGUGGGCGCCUCCACCGUCGACAGGGCUUUCCGCUCCGACAUCCUCCUGGGCGGAGGCGAAGUUGUAAAGGGGGAAUGGAUACGGCUUCCCGAUCUGAGUCGAUCGCCGAUAUACCCACUCAUCGACGGCCGAUCAGCAGCCAAGGCAGGCAAUUUGUCCCGCGCGGCAAGAAGAUGCGAACCCGGUUCCCUAAGCAAGGCGAAAACUAAAGGCAAAAUCGUGAUCUGUGAUAUCAAAGACCGCAACGGCUUCAAUUUCAAAGACCAAUUGGACAAGGUGGCGCUAAGAGGCAGCUUAGGUAUAAUACUUGCUAACAACGAUUCCAAAAGGGUGGUCCAAUACCAAUGGGACUUUCCCCUUACUAGGGUCGGCUCGAGUGGAGCUGCACAGAUUCUCAACUAUAUCAAAACUACUAGGUACCCAGACGUAACAGCUCCUGGCCUCGCCAUCCUCGCCGCCUGGAUAGGUGAUCGGCCGCUUGAUGAGAAGCCGAAAGGAAGGCCCCAAUCAAGCUUCGAAAUCGACUCCGGAACAUCCAUGUCGGGGGUCGCGGCCAACAUCAAGGCCGCACACCCUGCCUUCACCCCAUCUGCCAUCAAAUCAGCCAUCAUGACCACAGCUUUUUCAAACGACAAUCUGGGAUCCCCGAUCACCAGCAACAACGGAGACGAGGCCACCCCGUACGAUUUGGGAGCAGGGGAGCUGAACCCAAGGGGAUCGCUGAACCCGGGACUCGUGUACGAGACGAGCGUGACCGACUACCUGAUUUUCAUGUGUUACCAUGGGUACAACACCAGCACUGUAAGGUCGAUGUCCAAAGUUGCCCGAUCGACAGGCUUCUCGUGUCCUGAUGACUCCGGACCGGACCUCAUCUCGAACAUCAACUACCCAUCGAUCUCGGUCCUCCUGCGAGGCGCCAACCAGAUCAGGACCGUUCCCAGGGUCUUGACCAAUGUGGCUGGAAGCGGGAAUUGGACCUACAGGGCC
Messenger RNA from Linum tenue, 1629 nucleotides. NCBI's taxonomy places the organism in Eukaryota, Viridiplantae, Streptophyta, Magnoliopsida, Malpighiales, Linaceae. The record is from the annotation of a GenBank genome assembly.